This is a messenger RNA of Trematosphaeria pertusa, 1193 nucleotides long. RefSeq lists its product as uncharacterized. The transcript is spliced from 2 exons. Lineage: Eukaryota; Fungi; Ascomycota; Dothideomycetes; Pleosporales; Trematosphaeriaceae. Bases 157 to 819 code for a protein of 220 amino acids. The record is from RefSeq and is a predicted model, not a curated record.
AACACAUCGAUCGAGGAAAUCGCGCACACCACUCCGACACCGUUCCGCGUCCUCCGAAAAGUAUUCAGAAGCAUCAAUUCAUCAUCUGAACUCUUCUCAUCGAUCAAUUCCUCUCCCAGGCACGAGAAUAACAACAAACAAACAACCUGCAACAAGAUGUCGCACUUCGCUCUGACUGCAGAGGCGAAAGCCACCAUGCGAGCGAAUCUCGAGCUAGAGCUCAAGACCCGCAGAGAGAAGCUUGUCGCCAUGUGCGAGGCGCAGAUCGCGAGUCUCCGGUCGCGCCUGGAGCGCCGCGUCAACCGCAUCCCGAGCAGCAAACGCAACAUGAAGCUCGUUGAUCUCCUCGACGCAGCGACUACCACCAAAGCUGCACCGGCGAAGAAAGAAGUCGCCCUGGCACAGCCUCCUGUUCGCACCGUUGUCCCAGCUCCCGCUCCUGCCGCCCGCAAGACUCGUACGGCUCCUGCCGCUAGAAAGGACGCCCCCAAGCCUAUACCUGCUAAGGAGACUCGAAAACCGACGCAACCGGCCCUUCAACCAGCCCUGAAACCAGCUGCAAAGACAGCUCCGAAGACCACCCGCGGCACGAAGAGGUCAUCGGAUGAGAUGGGCGACAAUAAAGAGAAUGCCAACGAGCUCGCUGUUCCCAAGAAGCGCACCAAGACGGCUGCUGCCCUUGCCCACGCGCCCAAGCCGGGUGCGAGUACGCGAACGACCCGGGCGGCCUCCAGGAAGGUCGUCCCACAGGCGCCUCAGGUGCUCUCCCCGAAGCCGAAUAACAGUCGCCCAGCGCCUCGCGCACGUCGCCAGCGCUAAUCUCAUAUGGAGUUGAACUAAGAUGGGUAAUGGCGUUUUGGGCGUUUCUCUUGCUUUGAUAUCCACAUGAUACCCUCUUUUAUGCAUAGUCGUUUUGGCAAACUGCUAAGAGGAUGGGGCGAGUCUCAUUAAAGUGUUCUAGCACUCUAGGAAGGGUAAUGGCGUUUUGGGCAUCACGGGAAGCGUGGCCGCUAUCCGCCAUCCCCACCCCUCCCUCGCGGCUUGAGAUUCCCGAGGUUGAGGCCUUCAAUGGCCUCCCCCGGGUUUCAAUAUAGCCAGGUGAAGGGGUGGGUUGAGGCGAGGCACUUUGUUUCUUCUUCUUGUACAUAGUUCGCGCGGGCACUGAAUGAAUCAAGCACGACUUCGUCGUCUAU